GGCCUUUAUAUCUUAAGAGAACUCAACCCUUUAAACAAAGGAACAAACCAGUGCAGACUGUACACAGAAACUUUGUUCAAGCAGAAUCUGACACAAAAUGGACAUCAAAAGAGUGAUGACUGAUGUACUUGAGGAUCUUGUGGAUAAAGAGCUCAAACAAUUCAUCUGGCAGCUGUGCAAUGGUGUGACGGCAGGCAUUGAGCCGAUUCCUCGAGCAAAGCUUCAGACUUCUGAUCGUGAGGAUGUGGUGGACUGCAUGGUAAAGCAGUAUCCCGAUGACGCUGGGAGGAUCGCAGUCCAAGCGCUGUGCAACAUGAAACAAAAUGAGCUUGCAAAGCGCCUUGAAUUAAAACUUCACGAAGUGUCUUCAGUUCAGCAGCCUGUGCAGGAGGAAGUUAGAAAUUCUCCAGAGUCUAUGCAGCCCAUCCAGUCCGACUGGCUCAGAGCAUACAGCAUUACUGCAUGCAGCCAACAAUUUAAGCACAGACUUCUUACACAAGAGAGAAAUGAUGUUUAUAUGCCAACAAGCAGUUCUUGGAGGAAAGGCUCAGCUCUGCUAAUCAACAACAUUAAAUUUGACCGUAGUGAGCUCAACAGGCCCGGGGCAGAGCUAGAUGAGGAGAACAUGGAGUGGCUGCUGAGAGCUUUGGGUUACAGCGUUGAGAAACACACAAAUCUCUCUGGAGAUGCAAUAAAUAGAGCAGUCAAGAACUUCUCUAAACGUUAUGAACAUCAAAACUCAGACAGCACCUUUGUGGUCAUCAUGUCCCAUGGGGACAGAUUUGACAAUAAAGAUGCCAUUUUAGGUGUCCAUUAUCAGAGAAAGAACCCCAGUGAUUACUUCUUUGUUGAGAACAUCUUCUCCCAUCUGAACUCAGUCAACUGUCCUGCUCUGAUUGAUAAACCAAAGGUUAUUCUCAUUCAUGCCUGCAGAGGAGGUGAUGAUGGAGGUGUGUAUGUUAGUGACAGUGCGUUUGAAUCAGACUCCUGGGUUCACAAGGAGAAAGACUUUGUCUGCUUUAUGUCCAGCCUCCCUGAGAUCAAGGCAUACAGGAAUCCUCACAAUGGAAGUUAUUUCUUCAAUUACAUAGUGGAUGUGUUCAGUACAAGCGCUCAUAAAUAUGACAUUAUGGAGUUGUUCAGGAGGAUCGCCUCACGCAUGGAAAAUGACCCACGUUUCACACACAAGAAGAAACUAUUGCCGUGUAUUGAAAGGAUGACCCUUGUAAAGAAAUUCUACCUGUUCCCUGGACUCUAAUGAUGUAAAAUGAGUUUAGAGGAAGAACGCUACAGGUGAAUGGGGUAAAAACUAUGUAGAAACAUCACCAUACUUCCUCAGUUGAUUAAUCACAGUACAUUAAGAGAAUUGUCUUAUAUUUCAAGUUUUUUAAAUGUUGUUUAAACGUGCAGUUGAGGCAUUACCUAACUAAAUAUAGACGCAUUUACAUACAUUUUGUAAUAAUAAAGAACAGAAGUCUAAAACAUUGAAUAAAGUCAGGUUCAAAAUCCAGUGCAUAUAAUAAAAAAAUAUUUUG
Molecule: messenger RNA, 1535 nt
Organism: Sinocyclocheilus anshuiensis
Lineage: Eukaryota; Metazoa; Chordata; Actinopteri; Cypriniformes; Cyprinidae
Product: caspase-1-A-like
Exons: 8
Coding region: 98-1258 (386 amino acids)
Biological process (GO): proteolysis; regulation of inflammatory response
Cellular component (GO): NLRP3 inflammasome complex; AIM2 inflammasome complex; IPAF inflammasome complex
Molecular function (GO): cysteine-type endopeptidase activity
Source: RefSeq, a predicted model, not a curated record